Molecule: messenger RNA, 2331 nt
Organism: Stylonychia lemnae
Lineage: Eukaryota; Ciliophora; Spirotrichea; Sporadotrichida; Oxytrichidae
Source: the annotation of a GenBank genome assembly
AUGAAUAUCAAAAACUAAAACCUGCCUCUAUCAAAAGAAAUUCAGUAAGAACUCUACGGUAGUAUCUGCCCUGCUGUUGCUAAAGAUGAUCUCGAUGAUUAGGCUCGAGAUACACUACUCAGAGCUUAAUCUGCAAGAAGUUUUACCUUGACUAGACCAUCAUCUCAUUACAGAGCAAGAGCUUCUGAAUCGAAGGUUACGAUAAGGUUUGUUAGACCAAGGACUGGUAGACCUAGUACUUCCAUCAACCCUAUUAAAAAUUCUCUAAAAGAUAGAUCAGUUGAUCAUGUCAAGUAAAACCAAGCUAAAUACAGAAGUACUGCAACUGAUAACUAGCCAAUAUUCCCUUUUGGAUUGUCCUAGUUAAAUACCAAGCCUAAAAUGGAGGUUAAUUUUUCUAAACUGCAUAAGAAUUUAUAUGAAACUCAUGCUCAAGAAGUAACUCAGAGCAAUUCCAACACUAAAAUUAAAGAAAGAUCAGAGAAGCUAGGAGUAUCUUUUUCGAUUGGGGAUUUAAAGAAAAUAAUGAAGAGAGAUUUAAAUGCAUUAUCUAAAAGUGCCUCAACUCAGGAAAUGCGUGAUAUUAUUAGAGAAGUAAAUAAGCCUAAUAGAUCCAAAUCGAGAAAACCAAGAAUGGCAGAAAUCUUGGGUGAUAUAGUAAAAACUUAGAUGCCUAAGAGAAAAAAAUCCAAAUUGAUGUUCAAAUUCAAAGAAAUCUAGAAUUAUGGCUAAUAUGAUGAAAAUGAUCCAGACUUGGCGGUAAUAAACCAGAUCAUAAGUCCUUCGCAUUAGAGAAGAAACAGCAUAAUGAACUCCUUGAUUAUAAAUGGAAAACCAUAGAAUAUCAGAGUAGAUGAUGCAAACUAACUAAAACUUAAAGCAGCAAAAGAUAUUGCCAAUACUUAAAAUUAAGCAUAAUUUACUAGUAAUACUAUUAGUGAGCAAGGAGUUUAGACCAAUGAUUAUAAUGUUUAAAGUAAUUAUGAAGAUAUAGGAACAAAUACUAAUAACUUCUAAUCAUUAUAGCAGCAAACAGUUUUCAGUCCCAAAGCAACAGUUGUCAAGCUAGUUAGUGGCAAUAGUAAUCAAAUCAACAUAGUAUCAAACUAUUUCGCCAAAGGAAGAAAUAUCCCUAACAGUUAAAUAAAGUACCAUUAAAAUAAGAAACAUAAUCAUAAGCAUAGUCCAAACUAGUUCGAGUCAGAGUACACUGCAAUGCAAUAAAAAACUCUUGAGAAAUCUAAAAGUGUCAAAUUGCUACUAUCUUAGCAAAAAUUGAUUCCUCUCAAUAACUAAUAAUAAAGACAUAACUAGUUGUGUCAAUUAGAAUAGAAAUCUCCAAAUCAGAUAUAGGGUUCAGAGAAAUACAGUUAGUAUCAGACCAAAGAGUUAUCAAUAGCUGCAAGAAAUUCCUCUGCUAAUUAGCAUAGUCCCAUUCAAAGUAGAAAUCAUUUGAACCCUUUAAACACUGAUAAUCAGCUAAGUGGUACUAUUAGCCCCAUUAGAGAUAUAAUUUCAAUUCACUAAGCUUAGACAUUUGAAAGCAGCAUCAUCAAGUCAGACAUUCAACUUUCACCCAACAAUCAGCAAUAUUUGGUAAAAUAUCAAGAUCAUGAAAACAUUCAAGCAUAUCAAUAGUAUCUAGUUACUUUUCAAUCAUAGAUAACUCAUUAUAAUGGCAAUAUCAAUGUAGUAGAUCAAGAUGAUGGAAAUCCAAAGCCAAUAGUCUAUGAAUAUCCAAUUAAUCUAACUGAGCGGCAAUAGUUACAAAGUGCAAGAGAGACCUAUAGAGUAGCUCAUGGGACUCAUAGAAAUUCGUAUCAAGCAGACAGCUUUCCACAAUAGAAGAGGAAAAGACCAAUAUCAGCUUAUCUGAAUGCUAAAUCUUUAAUAGUCAGAGCUCAAUCUAGUAGUAGAAAUUAAGAAUCGAAUAUGCAAACAGAAAAUAACAGAUAUAAUCAAGAUACUAUGGCUUCCUCAAUUGGAUAGAAAAUUUAUCAGUCUCAUGAAUACUAAAGACCGUAGAAGAUGAAAAUCCUAAUGAAAAAUAAAUUUAUUCAGCAGUAGAUUAACAAUGUAGCAGGGAAAGUUCUUUAGAAAUCUAGUUUGGGAUAGAGUUUUAUAGACGGAAAGUCAGUUAAUGAGUAAACUGAGAAGCAAAGAGUUUUGAGCGAGUAUUUGCAGCGAGUGGCUAAGCUUGGCAAAGAAUAUGAUAAGAACUUCAAAAGAAAGCCAGUCUAUAAAGUCCUCAAAGACUAUUAGUCGAGAACACAUAGAGGUGCUAGUGGCACAUAUGAAUCCGAUAGAUUGUCAUUUAAUGAAGAUGUCUGA